Molecule: messenger RNA, 417 nt
Organism: Sphaeroforma arctica JP610
Lineage: Eukaryota; Ichthyosporea; Ichthyophonida
Exons: 1
Coding region: 1-417 (138 amino acids)
Source: RefSeq, a predicted model, not a curated record
AUGGAGCAUCUUGUGAAUGAUGAACAAACUCUAGUCAGGUGGAUUGUGACUGCAGUGGCUGGCACGGUAAAGUGCUUUGUUAUGAAUGUACUAGAUAGUUUGGCGAAGAUUGAGAAAGACGAUGCAUACGCUUCGCUCAUUACAGCCCCAAUUGGAGCAGCUGCUGGCAAUGUUGGUGGAUCAACCCUGGACAGACUACUCAGUUUUAAGCGCAACGGAAACGAAUAUAUACCGAUCGCACAGGGAGGAAAUAUGAUGGCGUUUGCGAGGGCACAACGUUUAUACUGCGAUAGUAUAUCAACAAUGGUAGAUGAAAGUUAUAUGUUUGGAGAGCGUAUCAUGGGACAUACCUGUCAACGAGGCGGAGAACAUUUCAACAAUGGUGCAUACGCAACUGAUCUUGUGGCCGCCGGCUAA